AUGAUGAUGGUUGUGGUUGUGGUUGUGGUUGUGGUUGUUGUGGCGGUGGUUAUGGUUGACAGGAGUGAAGGAGAGAGAAAGCACGAGCGAGCAAGGACGACGGGUUUGGACCACGGGUGGACGAUGUAUCUUGACAUGGACGAUGCGCCAACGUCAGUCAUGUGCUGGCACGGCUGGGCAGCAGUUGGCUGCGAGGCUGCCUUGGAGGUCGAUAAAGCCGAGGGUGCCGAACUACCACUGGCUGUGCUUGUGCGGGUGGUGGCGGCUUGA
Messenger RNA from Gaeumannomyces tritici R3-111a-1, 270 nucleotides. RefSeq lists its product as hypothetical. NCBI's taxonomy places the organism in Eukaryota, Fungi, Ascomycota, Sordariomycetes, Magnaporthales, Magnaporthaceae. The transcript is spliced from 3 exons. Bases 1 to 270 code for a protein of 89 amino acids. The record is from RefSeq and is a predicted model, not a curated record.